Messenger RNA from Thermochaetoides thermophila DSM 1495, 255 nucleotides. RefSeq lists its product as uncharacterized. NCBI's taxonomy places the organism in Eukaryota, Fungi, Ascomycota, Sordariomycetes, Sordariales, Chaetomiaceae. Bases 1 to 255 code for a protein of 84 amino acids. The record is from RefSeq and is a predicted model, not a curated record. The transcript has a single exon.
AUGCGAAAAUCCGGACUUUGUUGGCCCGGUAGCGGAUUGGGCGUCCCCAGCUCAACCGUCAAGCUUCAGCCUGGCGUCGGCAGAGCUCGGAGAGGCGCGCAGCUCGCGUUUAGGGAGGACGACAACACGACGUGGGCGGUGAUGCGGACCCAGGUCCAGGCAGGCGGUGGAUCAAGCAUCAACGUCCUCCCGCUGAACCAGGUCCCACCGGCACCGUCUCACGAGGCUGCUUGGCUGCCGCGAGCUCCCCGCUAG